Messenger RNA from Leptosia nina, 1383 nucleotides. Lineage: Eukaryota; Metazoa; Arthropoda; Insecta; Lepidoptera; Pieridae. The record is from the annotation of a GenBank genome assembly.
AUGGGAAAAUUCAGUACGUACAGAUAUUUAGAGUUGAAAGAUGAUGAUACCUCAAGUUCACAUAUCAAUGUAAGAAGAAGUUUAAAGCAACCAAGGAAAUUCAAGAAGGUCUUCAUUUUUUUAAUAGUCCUAGCAGCAUGUGGCACAUAUUUUUUGGGUCUAUUCACGGGCCAGACACAGUGGUUCGAUGGCCUCGCGAAGAGUCUCGGAUAUGAGAGCGUUUACCAUCACGCCGUUAUUAUUGACGCUGGAUCUUCUGGGUCCAGAGUAUUAGCCUAUAAGUUCCGCGUACCGUUUACAGUAUUUGGUCAAGCCAAUUUAGAUCUAGUAGAUGAAUAUUUCGAAGAAAGCAAACCGGGCCUUUCUUCUUACGUCGACGAUCCUAAAAAGGGUGCAGACACGAUAGUGCAAUUGAUAAAAAAAGCAGAGUUCCUUACGCCGUUAGAGAAACGACGAUCCACGCCGCUUAUAGUUCGCGCGACGGCUGGUCUCCGGUUGCUACCAGCUGACAAAGCGAAGCAACUUGUACAAGAAGUAGCUGACACUAUAGCCAAAUUGGGCUACGAUGUCGGCCCAAACGGUGUUGAAAUAAUGGAUGGUUCAGACGAAGGCAUUUUCAUUUGGUACACAGUUAAUUUAUUGCAUAAUCUAAUUGGUGGAGAAACCAUGGCUGCCUUGGACUUAGGUGGUGGUUCCACUCAAAUCACUUUCCAACUGCGAAAUGAAGACAUGAAGAUGUACCCAGCUGCGGAUCAAUAUGUGGUACCGGCUGGAGACAAUAUUACGUUGUACACUCACAGCUACCUUAACCUUGGGUUACUGGCAGCCAGACACGGGGUUUUCAGAAUGGAAGCUGGAGAUAAUGACACUAAUGAAUUUGUCUCCGUGUGCGUGGAUCCUAUUGUACAAAAGGAGAAGUGGACUUAUGGGAAUAAGCAAUAUAUUAUCAGCGGUGCCCCAAGACCCGAUGGCAUGAAGCGCGAGUCUGUGUACAAACGGUGUCAUGCAAUAGUGAGCCAGUACGUGGAACGUACCCUGGACUUCAAGCCCAAACGAGCACCAGCUGGAAGCGUAGCGGCGAUGAGUUUCUUCUACGAAGUUGCGGCUGAUGCUGGUCUUAUAGACGUUAUGACGGGCGGGCAGGUAUCAGUAAGCGCGUAUAGGUCGGCCGCCCGUCGCGCAUGCUCCGCCUCGAACGUUGAACAACCUUGGGCCUGUGUGGACCUCGUUUAUAUGGUCACAUUAUUGCACGACGCUUACAAGAUCAGGGACGAAGAACUUAUAUCGCUGUUCAAGAAAGUGAACGGCCACGAGGUCUCUUGGGCAUUAGGUUUGGCGUACACAACGGUGAUGAACAAAAUUACAGCUGCACCGGCCGCCUAG